AUGCCUCGCCAGAAGGGCGUUGAGAAGUCCCCGGUCGCCGAGGACUACGAAGGUCUGCAAGUCGACCCGCGACCGAAGCCGGAGAAGUCUCCAUACGGCUUUCACUUCGAUGAAGACGAGCACAUAAAAUACAAGAGUGAGAAGCAAGUGGAAGGCGGCGUAGUGACCGUUGUCCGCGGGGGUCCCGGCGAUCCAAUGUCACCACAAACAGCUUACGCCUAUGGAAGUACAACGCUCAGUCCGGAAACGCCUUCGUGGGCCCGCCCAUGGGACGCAAGAUCACGCGCUCCAUCGAGUCCGGUAAUCAGGGAGCGAGAUCGGCGGAAAGACCGACGGAUAUGCUGGCUCCACCGAUCGACUUUCUGGGUACUGUUAGUCAUCAUAAUCUUACUGCUUGUUGGCGGUGCUGUAGUAGGAGGGAUAUUUGGGGGCAUGAAAGCGAAGAACAAGGGCUCGUCGGAUGCGCAGUCCGCACCACCACCGCCUACACCAAGUGGGCCGGUCUUCCCUCAAGCGCACGAUCCUUCGAAACGGCAGGAGUUCCGCCUUUACUUUCAAUCACUGCUGGGUAAUGUGAAGGAAGCUGUCUCAACUGGAUCGUCAUCUUGGCAGAGUGCAAAGCAAGGAAGCCUAUUCUACGUGGGUACGAACGGCCUUCUACAGGAAAAGAGGAAAAUCUACUCAGACAACCAAUUUUGGGAACCCGGAAAAUUGAACAGUCUGAACGUGGCCAUGGUCGGCAACAUCUCUCUACCUGCUCAAGGCAGCGAUCCACAGGAUAGCUGGCAUAGUUACGCCAUGACUGCUGUUUAUGCGCGCAACACCAGUAUAGGACCCAGCGCACACCUCUUCUACCAUGCCCAGCAAACUGACGGCUCCAACUCCGUCAAGGAAAUGAUUUGGGUUCAAGCCAACGACACAUGGCUCGAAGGCGACACAAUCACGGACGCAUACCCCAAUUCUCAUUUAGCGGCAACGGUCGACGAUCGAUACGGCAUUCUGAGACUGUUUUACGCAACAGGCAACAGCACCCUCCAAGAGGCGUGGACGUCCUUGUCCGACAAGCCUAAAAACGGCUACAAAAAAGGUAUGCUGUGCACCCAGCCCCGAUCCGACCCGCAACAUCUACCCCCAGUCACCCACCCACUAACAAGUAUGUACGCAAUCGCAGGGCUGCGCCUCCCCAACUUCCUCUACGGCAAUUCCGCAGACUUAGCAGCCGUGUCUCAGAACGGCACAACAUAUCUCUACCACUACGCCUCCGCCAAGCAAAGCGCUAGUGUUGGCAUCCACGAACUGGUCAUCACUGGCUCGCCCUCUUUAGGCACCAACCAAGAAAGUUUCAACGCGACGGAGGGUAUUGUGGCAGCACCGAGCUAUCCUGCAGGCACCAAUGCGUCGAUGUACCAGCCACUGACGGCUGGGAAGACCGUCGUCCCAGGGCUGAAGAAUCAGCUGCUGGUGCUGUGGGCGGAUAAGCCAACCGGCGAUCCGAAUACUAAUUCUACAGGUUAUGGAGAGUUGGGGCAGAUUAGUCGGGGAAUGACGGAUAAGACGUGGCCGACGACGGGGGCGUUGCAGGUGCCGUUAGGGAGCAGUAACUCGGACCCGCAUUGA
Molecule: messenger RNA, 1617 nt
Organism: Bacidia gigantensis
Lineage: Eukaryota; Fungi; Ascomycota; Lecanoromycetes; Lecanorales; Ramalinaceae
Exons: 4
Coding region: 1-1617 (538 amino acids)
Source: RefSeq, a predicted model, not a curated record